Molecule: messenger RNA, 540 nt
Organism: Anisakis simplex (herring worm)
Lineage: Eukaryota; Metazoa; Nematoda; Chromadorea; Rhabditida; Anisakidae
Source: the annotation of a GenBank genome assembly
AUGGAUUGGGCUAAGUGGGAUGUGAAUGCUUUAUUCGAAUUAUCCGCGAAGCCAGUUAGACUGAAAGUAGGCAAGGAUCGCUUUAUGUGCGGCAAUGUGUUCACGGUCGAUCCAAUCAAUAAGUCAUUCAUAAUAGUCCAGUUUCAUCAACAACAAGGUCAUGCGUUUAGAAUAUGUGUGAUUCCGAGCGGGGCGAUAGAAGGUAUAGAAAUGUGUGAAAGCGAUGAGAAUGACGGUUGUAAGAAGUAUACAGCAGAGUUAUAUGAAUGGAUGCGUAAUUUGAUGGGUAAUAUACAAAAGCAUUCAUCAGUUGAUCGUCAUUCGGUACAACGAAGGGAUGCGUUGAUUAGAUGGCUGACAAAUAAUGGAGUGAAAGACGUGAAACUGGAUGAAGAGGGAACAGUUCGAGUCUUUGAUGAUGUUUCGAUUCGGUUGCCCUAUAAACCAGAUGAUUGUUUCAGUGAUAAUUGUCGUGUUCUUAUCGCAGUGCAGUCACUUAUCAAACGUUUCGACAAUGAAAAUCAACAGUUUCAGUUGUAG